Cryptococcus deneoformans JEC21 is the source of this 1418-nucleotide messenger RNA. RefSeq lists its product as hypothetical. The coding region runs from base 953 to 1225 and encodes 90 amino acids. The transcript is spliced from 2 exons. Lineage: Eukaryota; Fungi; Basidiomycota; Tremellomycetes; Tremellales; Cryptococcaceae. The record is from RefSeq and is a predicted model, not a curated record.
UGCCGUGUCGAGACAUCCAACUACAAUGCUCUAUCUAAACGCUGUCUACAUUGGUCCUGCAUUCAGUCGGCGCAUCAAGGCCCCACGUUCUGCCUGCUGGGAGGAAGUUGUAUCCGCCUUCGUUCGUCCUGCGUCUCAACGAACAUGGCAGGCUCGGCGGGAAUUAAAACUAUAUCCGCACAUUAUAGCGGCCAAACUAUACAAGCACUAGCCAUUGCAAGGUAGGCCCAACCUAUCCUCAUCUUUUGUGUAUCGCUGGAUAGUCAGAAGAGCGCAUGUCGGAUAUAGAACCAGUGGGCGGUUAUGCGAUAUCUUCAAUCUCGUCUUUCGUGUAUAAAGGCCUUAAGGAACCCUGAAAAAAAGAAGCGAACAAGUCAUCUCGGUAGACUUCAAGCCAACAGAAGUGAGCGCCAUUACCAGUGUCAACCACCUGGCCACUUUCAUUACACGAUCGACCAAAACUCUUGUCGGUAAUAUUGAAGCAACUGCAUGAUAAGUGCAGCAGCGAAAACAAAACGGAGGCGACGGCGAAAAUACACGCUACGAGCUGAUAACCUCUUUUUUUCCUUCCCAAGGUUGGAAAAGGGCUUCAAGUAGACCCAUGUACUAGGAACUCUUUCAGAUGUUGGAUCAUUGCGCCUUCCAUCUCUUUGCUUUCUCAGCGCUCUACAGUUUUAUAAGAAUUUCACAAAAGAUUAACUCAAUCCAAUCAUCAAGAUAUGAAAAUGAGCGACUGAAUCAUUGAUCAACUUUUCAUCUCGAAUUUGGAUCAAACAACAUCUACCGGUCCCUACCAACAUCUAUCUAUCUUGGGUUUAAAUGGACUUUGUUUUUGGACUUUCAAGUUACGGGUUCCGGGCUUGGGACACUUUUCUCGUCGUAUCUUAAACACGCUACCCUUCAACAUCUAUCAAUAUUUGUAUCUUGGGCUUUGUGAAUCAUUGGGGUUUUUAUGGUUUAUAUUUCAAGCUUAGGUAUAUCUCAAUCUUGGGGGUCCUGGGUAUCAGGAUUCACCUUUAUGGAUUACCGACAAAAACGGGGUGUUCCAUAUUCAGUGAGCUUGCUUUCUUUUCCUUUUCUUCUCAUGUUUCUUUUCUCUUUUCCAACUUUUUUAUUAUUAUCAUUUCUAUCUAUACAUUACGUUUUUCAAGAUUUUCACUUACAUCACAUACCUCAAGAACGGAUGAAGUUGAUGCGAGGAAAAACAAUUAGUUUAAUAGUAUGAGUAGGCUAAGACGUAUGGUCUUCUUCUAAUGUGGUACCAGCCUAUCAAUCCAGUUGUAAUAACCGUAGUCUAUUUCUUAUACAUCUAUCAACAUUUCUUCGGGUAUAAGCUAAAUCUGGAUCUGUCGACGUGCAUGCUUAUUCAAAUCGAUCAAUUGAGAGGCUAUAUACAUCAUAUUUAUAUGGAAUAAUCA